AUGUUCUCCUACUCGGUGGACACAUGGAAACCGUUAAUUCUCGAUACGAUGUCGUACGAUGAUGUGGAGAUCGAGGACAUGGAGUGGAACGAGGAGCUCCAGGCUUUCACGUACCCCUGCCCCUGCGGCGAUCUCUUUCAGAUUACCAAGGAGGAGCUUCGAAUCGGCGAGGAGAUCGCCCGGUGCCCUAGCUGCUCGCUCUACAUCACCGUCAUAUAUAACAUGGAGGAUUUUCAGGAUAAAUCCGACAAAAAUAUGGAGCCCGCUAAGCGGCAGCCGGUGGCUGUAGCUUGA
Striga hermonthica is the source of this 294-nucleotide messenger RNA. NCBI's taxonomy places the organism in Eukaryota, Viridiplantae, Streptophyta, Magnoliopsida, Lamiales, Orobanchaceae. The record is from the annotation of a GenBank genome assembly.